Molecule: messenger RNA, 2373 nt
Organism: Humulus lupulus (European hop)
Lineage: Eukaryota; Viridiplantae; Streptophyta; Magnoliopsida; Rosales; Cannabaceae
Product: cyclic nucleotide-gated ion channel 1-like
Exons: 9
Coding region: 209-2146 (645 amino acids)
Source: RefSeq, a predicted model, not a curated record
ACCGAUAAUAGAAUCUUUUCUGCCGAAGAAAUCCAUCAUUAUAUCUAUGUAUGUAGGUCUAUUAUAUCUUCUUUGCAGAAGAAAUCAAUCAUAUAAUUGAUUUUAAAGCUAUUAGUCUCACGUAGUCUUCCCCCAGCAGGGAAGAUAUUUGUGGUGCUAACUCAGAAGUUACUUGGCCAAUAAUAUUAUAUACCGAAGCUCUUAAGCUAUGGCGAAUAGAAAUGAAAGUACAACUAUAAAAGUGGAUAAUGAGCAGAAAGAGGAAGACGAUGUGCUGAAGAGGGAGAACUAUAGACAGUCAUCGUUGAACAAGUUGUUUCUAAUGGCACACAUCCUUGCUAUCGUAAUUGAUCCAUUCUUCUUCUAUAUUCCGGUCAUAGAUCCUGAUCGGAAGUGCCUUAGAAUGGACCCAGUAUUGAAAUUUGUGGUUCCUGGUUUGAGAACUGUGCUAGAUCUCUUCUAUAUCUUCCGACUUUUUUAUUUGAAGCCCCGUAGUAGUGAUACAUUUGAUUGGAGUUCAAACAAGAAAUCUGAUAUAGCUAUUGUCAUUUCUGCUGUUAUUCCCCUCCCACAGGUGAUAGUUAUGGCUUUGUUUCCCACAGUAUCAUGCUCGAAACAUUGGACUAAAUAUAUGAGAUUUAUGGACAUACUUAUUCUGUUCCAAUAUGUGCCAAGAAUUAUCCCAAUCUAUAGAUCAUCCAUGGAGCUCAAUUGGAGUUAUGAUUCUAUGGCUGAUCGUGUAUUCGUGAAAGGUGCCUUCAAUUUCUUUCUAUAUAUUGCUGCUAGUCAUAUAGUUGGGUCCUUUUGGUACUACUUCUCCAUUCAACGACUGAAAGUAUGCUGGUUGGAGUACGCGUGUACAAAUAAUCGACAGUUUGCUUCGCAUGCUCUUACAUGUCGCGCAAACUCUACGACCGAUCAAUUUUUAACAAACCUGAAUCAGUCUUGCCCAACAAGCUUAUCUGAAGAUGUAGAAAAAGAUUUUGGAAUAUUUGCCUUUGCCAUAUCCUCUAAUUUGAUUGGAACCGCAACCGAUUUUAUGAAAAAGUACAUGCUGUCCUUUUGGUGGGGCCUCAGAAAUUUAAGUUCUUUUGGUUCAAAUCUGGAAACCAGCAGUGACUUAUGGGAAGCCUGCUUCGCGACUAUUAUUUCUAUCCUGGGUUUACUCAUAUUUUUGUACUUAAUUGGAAAUCUACAGACAUACAUGCAAUUGGAUAGCGCGAGAUCAAACGACAUAAAACAGAGUCUAAGAAAGAGAGAAGGUGAAAUACAUGAGAUGACGAAAAACCAUGAGAGCAAACGUGCAAUGAAGGAAUGCAUCAGAAGAAAUAUUAGGAAAAUACUGAAUAAAGAAGAUGAUAAAUUUGAUUUCAAUGAUCUGAUCGAUCUUCUCAAAGAUUUUUUGGCUGACAACCCACAAGUAAAGGAAUCAGACCUAGAGGAAAAAUUUGGGGAGUGGGAAAAAUGCAUAGCUGACGGGAACAUAUACCAGGAGGGGAGGAAACGCAAGAGUGUAAGAAAAUGGAUGGAAGCUAAUGACAUCCCCAAUGAGAUAAGACUCAAAAUUAAGCAAAGUGUAUUAUGCAGAUUGGAAGACGAAGUAGAGAAGAUGUUAAUAUUGUCAAUGUGCUUGGUGUUCUUUCUAGAAAAAUUUCAAGAUGUGAUGGACAAAACCAUUGAGAUUUUGAAGCCAGUGAUCUUCGAAGAGAACAGCGUUAUAAUCUCAAAGGGAGAACCACUUGAUUUUAUGUGCUUUGUGACGCGAGGCGUGAUGUGGUGCUACGGAGGUGAAGACAAUGACACAACUGGUCACACAGAACAAUCCAUAGUCCCAGCAAAUGACUCCAACACAAGUAGUAGUAGCAGUACUAUAGCAGCACAACCGAUAUCGAUCGAGAUCGAGGGUCAAGAAUACUAUGGAAAAGAACUUCUAGACUGGCAAUUGAGCAAAACCAGUGAUGCCAAGUUCCCCAUUGCUACAUAUAACGUCAAAUGCCAUACAAAAGUUGAAGCUUUUGUUCUUAAAGCCAUCGACUUGCAAGCAUUAUUCCCAGGGACAAACAAGGUCUUCCCGGAAAUGUCCACAAAGUCUCGGAUGCCAAGGACGAUUGGUCUACUCCGGCGGCCCACUAAUUUGUCCAAUUAACUACUUUUGUGUGUUGUCUUUCUAUGUGCCUACUCCCAAUUGAUUAUUUCUUACCGGUUUCAAUUGCACCUUGUUUUCUCCCAACUUUGUUAUACUUUGUGUGCCGUGUGUUAUUGCUAUAUUAUCUUUCUGUUUUUAACAUUGUUUGACUUUUCUGAAUGUGCUUGAAUAUUCCCUCUUGUCUUUUCAUUUAAGAGAAUAUAGAAAAACAAAUGAUUAGCUGACCA